Molecule: messenger RNA, 387 nt
Organism: Paramuricea clavata
Lineage: Eukaryota; Metazoa; Cnidaria; Anthozoa; Malacalcyonacea; Plexauridae
Source: the annotation of a GenBank genome assembly
AUGCCUGAGCAGAAGAGCCGUAGAGCGGUUUGGGAAGAAUUUUGCAAACGAAAAGCAUUCAAACCCUCACUUUGUACAAGAAUUUGCUCGCUUCAUUUUGCCGAGGAGUCAUAUGGACCCUCGCAUUCUCCUCAAUUCCUCGAAAGCAUUGGAUACACAGAGAAAACGAGUUGCGUAAAGCCUAAUGUUUACCAACGCUUGACAAGCCUACGACCAGUGCUAGCGUUUCUAACGUAUCUGCAUCGUCACAAUCGAAGAGAACAAGGAGACAAACCGAGAGGAGACAACGUCAAAAGAUACCAGUACUUGAAAGAUACAUUUACCGAUAGCUUUAAUAAAUUCUGCUUCUUCAAUGUCCUUAUUUUUCUUCAUUGUUUCACAAUUUAG